UUUAGAGGAUGAGCUAGGUUCCUCGUACGGAUACUAUUACAAAUACGAGUAUUAGAACUUGUGGAGUGCAAAAUUGGCAUAUUGUUUCUUAAAACGUCUGCUGUUUAAUAUGGCGAAUAGUUCUGAUUUGAGCACAGGAAAGAGCGUGCUUGUUUUGGCAGUUGUUAUAGGAUGUUUUGGUGUUCUGUGGCCUAAAAUAUUUUAUCCAAUGAUGCAAGCUGCAUUUUCAAUAACGGCACCCAAUUAUGAUCGUGAUGAAGAGAGUUUUGGUGAGAACAGGCAUACAAAUAUUGACCCUGAGUUGCUUCCUCCACAAGUCAGAGCAGCAAUGGAAGAAGGUCGUCCAGGAACUCGACCACAGAUUCGAGAUGGCAGGCCUUUAAUGCAUCCUGCUGCAAGUCAAGGACCCAAAGUUCAACCAAAAAGUGGAGGAGCUAUGGGUGUCAUAAUGCCUAUUUAUACCUUGUUCAUUGUUGUGUUCUUCAUGUACUCUAUAUUCAAGUUUGUCUUUAAGAAACCUUCUGAAGAUGAAGCAUCAAGGCAGCCAAUGGUAAAAGACUUUCAUAUGGAUCCUGAACAUCACAAGUAUGUUCUAUCUGAAGAAUACAAGGAGGAAAGGAAGAAUGGAACGAGACUUAAAAAUAGGGAAAAUAAAACCAAGAAAACUCUACAGAAGUAUGGGAAAGUAAAAGCAGAGGAUGAGCUAGCUGAAAAAGAUUAUGAAAUUAGUCAACUAAGGAAACGACUAGAAGAAACAGAGGCAGCAAUGGAACGAAUUAUGAAACACAUGGGAGUUGUCACUGAGCAUCUGGCUGUGGGCAUGACUUGUUUACCAAACUCGCCAGUCAGUACUUCCACACAGGACUCAGAAAACAAAGAUAUUCUCUUGGAUGGUACAGAGAAAAAGAAAAAGGUCACCUUGACUGAAUCAGAUAAAGAAGAAGAAAACCAGCCCUCCAGCCCUGAUGUUGACAACUAUGAACUGGUUUCAGAGAUUGGCUCUAUUCCUACAACACCAACAAAUGUUUCAGUAAGUGCAGAAAAAGAAUCAUGUGAGACUACUAGCUUUGAAGUGAUUGGGCAAAUCAUUGAGAACAAUGACACUCGAAUUGACUCAGAAGACAGUAUAAGCAAAGAGUUAGACACUGAACAAGUUGAUCAACCCAAGGAUGACUAUACAGAUCAUUUACUCCUAAAGAAUGGUAGUUUUGAAGAUCUUGCCAUAACAUCUAGUGAUCAUCUUUUUCCAGAAAAUCUUUCAUCAUCUAUUGAAAGUAAAGGUUUUUCUGGCACUUCUUCAAUGAGCACUUUACCUGAAAUCACCAGAGAAAAUGUAAAUGGCGAGGACAUUGAAGAAGAUAAAAGUAAACAUGUUUUGUCUUUCUCAAAGAGUACUGAAACUGACUCUGAUCAACAAAUGAAAGUUAAAAACAGAGCAUGUAGCUUAAGGUCAGGAAAACCAAAAACUUUCUUGGAACAACAUGCAGAUGAUAAGAACAUGUCAGAAGAAGUGAGUCUUCCUAGAAGUACCUUAUCAAGAUGUGUUGCCAUUGACAAGUCAUCUGAAUACUGUGGUUUGGAAGAGGACACAGCGCCAAUGAUUAAACACACAGAACCAAAAGAAACUUUUCAGAGUAAUGCAGACAAGAGAAGCAAAGAGUAAAGCAUGAAGAAAGAGAUGAUCAUUGAACCUUUUGAAAUAGACAAGGAAUUGGAACUUACAAAACUAUAAAAAAAUCUUGGUACCCACUAAAGAUAUCUUUAAAUAAUUGUAUGUAUGUUUAAUUUCUCUACCAUGAAUAACAGUUAGAAGUAGAAAUCAGGUCACAACCACUUAAAUAGGAGCUCAACUGCCCACACAGUUGGUGAAGAAACAUUGGCAAGCAUUAUAUUUGCUGAAUCAUCUAACUUGCUAUAUAUAUCUUUGCUAUACUUUUACAUUAGACAUUUAGUGAAAGUUUCAUUAAGUUAAAAAGUUUAGAAAAAUCGAAUUCAAAUAAAAACCUGAAUUUAAACUUGUUAAGGAGUUGGUUCAAGUCUAUAUUGCCUGUUCAGUAUUAGAAGUAUGUGUGAUAAAUAAUUUCCCCUUAUAUAAAAAUAGAAAUGUUCCAUCAAAAAUAGUAGCUCAUGAACAUUUUUGAACAGUUAGAUAGAAUGAGUAAUUUUUAGUAGAAACCUGGUGUACAAAUUUUCAACCAUUAUGAAGUUGUUAAAGUCCUUUUGGAAAAUACUUAAAAUUCAUUGUAAUGUUAAUUGCUAUAUUUUCAAGAUAAUUAAUAUAUAGUGUUACUUCAAAAUUAUUAUGAUGUUAGGUAAUAUGUUGUCAUUAUAACAAACAUUUAAUAAUACUUUAUUUGUAUGCUUUAUGAUGCAUGUUCUCUUUCUUUAACUUAGAAUUGAUUAGUGUUUAAAGAAAUAUUAUUACUAGAAGAACACUGAGGAGGUUACUGGAGGGAAGAGAGCUUGUGCUAAGGCUGGUGCCAAACUUUACAAGUGUGUAAUAGCAGUAGAAGUAAUGAUAAAUGAUACCCAAUAAUUAAUUAUAAUAAACUAACAACUAAAAGUAGCUGCUGCUGGCUAGUUGGUAGUUCAGAAUUAAGGUUGUCACUGUGAUACUUGAACUGCAUGCUGAAAAACGUGUUAGGACAGGACUUCGAUACUGAAGGGAGGAGAGCCUAUGGCCAAUGCUAAACUACUCGUACAAAUAUAUAAUAAAUACUUAGAAAUAUAUAAUUAUUUCUUUUUUUCUAUUGUUUUUUUGUAAAUUUUCUUAUAGUUUCUCAAGUUAGUUUAUGGUUUUGGAAUGAACAGUAACAUUUGUCAUGGAUAUAUCAAUACUUGAUAGAAUGCCAGACUGUGCAAUCCAGUCUGCACUUUGUGGUUGUUGGUGCUUUGUAAGAGUAAUUAUAAAACCCCACUAUUCCAUUAAUAUAGUCUAGGAAUUGAAUGUGGGUGCUAUUGACUAGUUACCUUCUCUCUAAUCUAUCAGUUCAAAAUUAGGAGCAGCCAGUGUUAACCUUAUUUCAAUUUUUAAAACAGUUAUCUAACCAAAUAUCCUUCUUUCUAAAGGACAAAGGUAUUUUAAACUAAACUAUUAAUUCAGAAUAAUAUUGGAAUUAUAAGAGAAAAAAUGCAAGUUUAAUAUCACUGUGGGGAGUUGGGAACUUUAUGGACAAUAGAAACCUAGUGUAGAUGUCGAUCUUGAAUCUGCCCUAUCUAACACGAAUCCUCAUUAACUCUUGCAAUGGGUGCCACUUUAAAUGCUUUUCUGCACAAGUCACUAUGUUACAUUCAAAAUGUAAUUAAACACAUUUAUUAUCAAUGUAUGUG
Limulus polyphemus (Atlantic horseshoe crab) is the source of this 3330-nucleotide messenger RNA. RefSeq names its product resistance to inhibitors of cholinesterase protein 3-like. The coding region runs from base 110 to 1663 and encodes 517 amino acids. Lineage: Eukaryota; Metazoa; Arthropoda; Merostomata; Xiphosura; Limulidae. The record is from RefSeq and is a predicted model, not a curated record. The transcript has 8 exons. Gene Ontology annotation, biological process: protein localization to cell surface; synaptic transmission, cholinergic. Gene Ontology annotation, cellular component: intracellular membrane-bounded organelle; neuron projection; neuronal cell body.